AUGCCUUCUGUCUAUCCGGGUAGUCUGACACCGCCGAUUUUGUCUGCCCCUGGCGCGUCUUUAACUGGGUCACAAGCACCUCCACUAUUCUCUUCAGCGGCUCCGACUAGUACUAGUAACUCUGCUGCCAUUGCGAUUUCCUGCCAGCCAUCUACAUUGGUCUUGCAUCCUUGCACCAGCGUCACUCUCUCCAGGCCUUCUGGGUCUACUCUUGAAGUAAACCAGUCUACAGAACACGAUCCUAUACCCCCUGCCGGCAGCAGCCGAGGCAAUAGGGCAAUUGCAUCUGUUGCUCAAUCGACAACCUCAGCCACUGGCUCCCACGCAAUUAUCCUUUCGGCCAAUCCCCUUUCCUCUUACACACCUAGGCGUACUCUGGCGCAUCCAAACUCCGUCAGCAGUCCCUGUACCCCUACGAUCGGGACGGCUACUGUUGUCGCACUCUGGUCCAGGCCUCUCGGCCUUGCUGUAAACUCCAGUCCUGCAGUGGUCGCUCACAAGCACACCUCGCCUUCACAGUCUCUGUCUCCAUCACCUCCAUCGCUUUUGUCUGCCGCCGACUCGCCUAUGUCUGUAAUCGCCGGAACCUCAGCCAUUGUAACUACUUCUGCCUCAGGGUCAACUUCGACCAGUGGAAUCGCUGGCAAGUCAACUUCUGCCACAGCUCCGUGUGAGGGUUUCAAUUCUUCUCCAAUUGUCCUGACUCCUGUGGCCCCAUUUGGAAAGCGCUCUCGGGCGACUUAG
Molecule: messenger RNA, 744 nt
Organism: Protopolystoma xenopodis
Lineage: Eukaryota; Metazoa; Platyhelminthes; Monogenea; Polystomatidea; Polystomatidae
Source: the annotation of a GenBank genome assembly